This is a messenger RNA of Podospora pseudocomata, 2979 nucleotides long. RefSeq names its product E3 ubiquitin ligase complex SCF subunit scon-2 (gene SCON2). The record is from RefSeq and is a predicted model, not a curated record. The coding region runs from base 695 to 2878 and encodes 727 amino acids. Gene Ontology annotation, molecular function: protein binding. The transcript has 3 exons. Lineage: Eukaryota; Fungi; Ascomycota; Sordariomycetes; Sordariales; Podosporaceae.
UGGCUGUCAAAGGGCAAGGCUUGAUGCCUCGGGGUCACUAACAGCAGCAACUUUUCCCCGCAACCAAAACUUCGGGUAGUGGAGUGGCCCAGCUGAGUGACACAGUGACAAGCGAUAACGCCAUUCUUGGUGCAAAGCACAGCAGGGACUCCACCCAACCCGAUUUCGCCAUUCUUCGAGAAUCUUGCAACAAACCGCAUAGCAUAGCACCAUAUCGCAAACCCCCCAUCCAGAACCGCUGUGACCGCCACGCCCAGCUACAGCUCAAUUCUGUCGCUAGGGCAUCUUGGUAGAUCCUUUUUCGGCGAUAUAUUGUUCUUUUGCUCACAACUGAAACUGGUACCUGACCACUGCUCAGUCAUCAUCACCAACAAAACAUCGCCACUGGAACAACAGGUCUCUGCUUUUCUCUCUGUCUCUGCCUCUGACUCUGUGGAACCUCGCCCGAGACCCUGAGAUUGCGAAGCAGCUGUUGCGCAUUGCGUGCCACUGUGCCGUUUGGUUUCUGACGUCCCGAUCGCUUGACCGCCCCGAGUUCCGCCUGGUCUUGGGCGCAGCGCAGCCCUCCAACAGCACUCCUGGCCCAGCACGCAAUUUGCCCUCAGCCUGAUAGAUGCUGGCAAGCGAGCCCAAUGCCUGCUUGUCCCAUUUAACUUUCUGAAGACGCAAGGACCGCCGUUUGGUCGUGCCCCCUAUGGACCGCUCCUCUUCUAGCACGAUCGCCUAUGGUCGUCCACCGCAACCAGGCUACUCUCCCCUCCAGCAAGAUGGCAUUCAUCUCGAUCCAAAUGACGCCGGACCGGCUUACCUGCCAGUAGCAGAUCACACCACAACACCAAACAAAACCUCCGCUCCUCCCUCCCCCGUCGACCUCGACCAAGACGAGGAUCCCCAACCUACCGACGCCGACACCGUGACCCCAGACACUGCCAAAAGCUGCGAUCGUCUGCGGCCCGAGGAGGAAGAGAGGCUCCGUCCUCGAGACAGCAUGACGAACAUGUCGUCGUUAUUAAUAGGAAAGACGGUCACCCCCUUUCUCAGAGAACACAUCCCUAGUCUCUAUGCUCCCAUCGGCAAGCCAAACAAUGAAGAGACGGCUCGGGCCAAGAACCCCAACACCAGAUACUGCUACCGCCACCGGCCAGACUCCAAGUGUCGACGAGCUGCCGACGAAGCCAAGAUGAUUAUGAUCCAGAACGAGCUCGACAAGCUCACACCAGCAGAUCAACAAGCCAUCACCCACGUGUGGUCUCUAUUCUCUGCGGCCCCUGCCCGCCAUCGUGAGCUCAUGCUGCAAGGUGUCUUGUCACAGCUCUGCUUCCCCCAGCUUUCCCUGAUCUCGAGAGAGGUCAACGAGGCCCUCAAGAUCGACUUCAUCACUGCCCUCCCCGUCGAGCUAUCCCAGAAAAUUUUGUGCUACCUCGACACCGUCAGCCUCACGAAGGCUGCUCAAGUCAGCCAGCGAUGGCGCCAACUAGCCGAUUCGGAUGCUGUCUGGGUUUACAUGUGCGAGCAACACGUGAACAGGAAAUGCACCAAGUGCGGUUGGGGUCUACCUCUCCUGGAGCGCAAACGAUUGCGCAACUACACCCGACAACGCCAAAUGGCCAAGGACAAUUCGAAUGGCAGAAUCGAGGAGAUCCAUGAUUCGGAAACCAGCGUCGUUACCCAGAACGGUAAGCGACUAGCCGACUCGUCUGACGAUGAGCCAGAUGGAAAGCGCCGACGCGUCGACGAGUCCGAGUUCAAGCAGCGCAAGUGGAAGGAUGUGUACAAGGAUCGGUGGGAAGUUGGCUACAACUGGAAGGUUGGACGUUGCACCGUGCAUACUCUGAGAGGUCACACCAAUGGCGUUACCUGUCUUCAACUGGAUGACCACAUCCUGGCGACUGGUUCCUACGACGCCACCAUCAAGAUCUGGAAUAUCGAAACCGGGGAAGAAAUCCGAACGCUUCGAGGGCACACACGGGGCAUCCGCGCCUUGCAGUUUGACGACUCCAAGCUGAUCAGCGGCAGCUUGGACAAUACUAUCAAGAUCUGGAACUGGCACACGGGCGAGUGCAUCUCUACCUUGGCAGGCCAUACCGACGGCGUUGUCAGCUUGCAUUUCGAAGGCCAGCUGUUGGCGAGCGGCUCCAUCGACAAGAGCGUCAAGAUCUUCGACUUCAACUCCAAGGAGGCCUUCUGUCUCAAGGGCCACACCGACUGGGUCAACUGCACCCGGCUUGACACGGCUAGCAGGACAGUCAUGUCGGCAUCGGACGAUACCACCAUCAAACUAUGGGAUCUCGACACCCGGCGGGUUAUCCGGACGUUUGAAGGACAUGUUGGCCAUGUCCAGCAAGUCCUUCUCCUCCCGCCAGAAUAUGAACCUGAUGAUGAGCUGCUGAAUGGGCUUAGUGGUCCCGGCGACAACUCGGAUUCGGUGUCCGUUUCCAGCGGCCGUAGCGGGACUCCCACAGUUUCCUUCGUCCACACGGAUCGCCCUACCAGCUCACCUGCGCGUGAUGGCGAACUUAGGGCACUCUAUGGCGCUGGCUUCGAGUCUGAGACGACGCGCCCAUUACCGGCCCGUUACUUCCUCUCCGGUGGCUUGGACAGCACCAUCCGGCUGUGGGAUAGCGCAACGGGCAGGUGUUUAAAAACAAUGUUUGGCCAUUUGGAGGGUAUUUGGGCGCUGGCCGGCGACACGAUUCGCGUCAUUAGUGGAGCCAACGACGGCAUGGUCAAGUGCUGGGAGCCGCGGAGCGGAAAGUGCGACGCCACUUAUACGGGGCAUAGGGGUCCAGUAACGUGUGUGGGUCUCAACGACAGCCUCCUGGCGAGCGGGAGCGAAGACGGUGAAGUGCGCCUUUAUUCCUUCAAGGCUCCAAACUAGACGGCGUUUUCAACAGCCACGCCACGGGCCGCUUAGCGACAAGGCGACGGUGGGUUUUUUGUUUUGGUUUUUUUUUUUUUACUUUUUGGGAGGAGGGGCAC